Didymosphaeria variabile is the source of this 1362-nucleotide messenger RNA. It is a transcript of the gene YCK2, whose product is annotated as Palmitoylated plasma membrane-bound casein kinase. Gene Ontology annotation, biological process: signal transduction; peptidyl-serine phosphorylation; endocytosis. Gene Ontology annotation, molecular function: ATP binding; protein serine/threonine kinase activity. Gene Ontology annotation, cellular component: nucleus; cytoplasm. Bases 1 to 1362 code for a protein of 453 amino acids. The transcript is spliced from 4 exons. NCBI's taxonomy places the organism in Eukaryota, Fungi, Ascomycota, Dothideomycetes, Pleosporales, Didymosphaeriaceae. The record is from RefSeq and is a predicted model, not a curated record.
AUGGCAUCCGGCAGCAGCUCGUCCAACGUUGUGGGCGUGCACUACCGCGUCGGCAAGAAGAUUGGCGAGGGCUCCUUCGGCGUCAUCUUCGAAGGCACCAACCUGCUCAACCAGCAGCAGGUCGCCAUCAAGUUCGAGCCGCGCAAGAGCGAUGCUCCCCAGCUGCGCGAUGAGUACCGCACGUACAAGAUCCUUGUGGGGUGCCCCGGCAUUCCCAAUGUCUACUACUUCGGACAGGAGGGUCUUCACAACAUAUUGGUCAUUGAUCUGCUAGGCCCCAGCUUGGAGGACCUUUUCGACCACUGCAACCGGAAGUUCUCCAUCAAGACCGUGGUCAUGGUAGCCAAGCAAAUGUUGUCCCGUGUACAAACCAUCCACGAGAAGAACCUCAUCUACCGAGACAUCAAGCCCGACAACUUCCUCAUCGGCCGACCUGGCUCCAAGGCCGCUAACGUCAUUCACGUUGUCGACUUCGGCAUGGCCAAGCAGUACCGCGAUCCCAAGACGAAGCAGCACAUCCCGUACAGAGAACGCAAGUCACUCUCCGGAACCGCACGAUACAUGAGUAUCAACACUCAUCUCGGAAGAGAGCAGUCGCGACGAGAUGAUUUGGAGGCGCUUGGCCACGUUUUCAUGUACUUCCUCCGAGGCGGACUCCCGUGGCAGGGCCUCAAGGCUGCCACGAACAAACAAAAAUAUGAGAAGAUUGGUGAAAAGAAGCAGACCACGCCGAUCAAGGAUCUGUGCGAUAGCUUCCCUGAGGAGUUCAACAAGUACCUCAGCUAUGUUCGCAAUCUCGGUUUCGAGGAUACACCCGACUACGACUACCUGCGCGAGCUGUUCACACAGGCGCUCAAGAGCACUGGUGAAGUCGAAGACGGCGAGUACGACUGGAUGAAGCUCAACAACGGCAAGGGCUGGGAACAGAUGAAGUCGCACCCAUCAGCCGUCCAGCAACUGCACCACAGCAACGUUAACCCAAACUCGUCGACCGCGGUCAACGUUCACGGCCAGCCCCACGCCAGGCAACAGAAGACGCACCUGCCCAUCGACCACCACCGAUUGAAUGCGGAUCUCCCAAAGCCCGGAGCGACCCGAGGCCCGCCCGGAAGAAGCCCAAGAGAUCUCCAGCAACGUGGAGGUCACCCCGACGCAGUCAAGCGGAAGAGCGCAGCCGAGCUGGCACCACCGGAAGGCUCUACGCAAGCCCAGUUCCAGCACAGCCAGCCGAACCUGACGAGCAAUCGUGCAACACCCGUACAGAGUCCCAACGCUCAGCCACCCCGGCAACAGCAGGCUGACAAGCCGAGUUUUGGAAAGAAGCUCAUGAACGUGCUUUGCUGCGGUGGAGGCGGGGCCUAG